Messenger RNA from Sycon ciliatum, 2321 nucleotides. Its product is annotated as tektin-2-like. Gene Ontology annotation, cellular component: microtubule cytoskeleton; nucleus. The coding region runs from base 301 to 1680 and encodes 459 amino acids. The transcript has 6 exons. Lineage: Eukaryota; Metazoa; Porifera; Calcarea; Leucosolenida; Sycettidae. Gene Ontology annotation, biological process: cilium movement involved in cell motility; cilium assembly. The record is from RefSeq and is a predicted model, not a curated record.
GGAUUUGUUCACAAAACAUUGUUUCUGAGUCCUGAAUGUAAUGUUCUGGAAUCGAUUGGGUACCGAGAAAGUAGUGUACUAGUUCGGCAGUUACCAAACGACGUGGAGCUGGCAACAACAUUUGCCUGCGUUUCAAGUAACUUAGUUGACUUGACUGCCUAUGGCGUUCACUCACCUUCAGAGGAUCAUCCCGAGUCGUUUUCUAGCAGCGUCUGACUGAAGUUACUCCGUGGUCUUUACUCUCACAGCUUCAUAGCAAGCCGUUGCUCACUACCUGAAGUGUUGGCAGUUUUGGGGAUCAUGGCCGGCAACAGCUAUCACAUGAAGUUCGAGCCGGUGGACUGGCACAAGGCGAACGAUUUUCUAGCCACCACUGCCAACAAGCAACGUGAUGCCAGCGAUCAGCUUCGUCAGCAGAGCACCACGCUGCGCAAUGCCACCGAGAAUCGCACGCAGUGGUCUCAGCACGACUCCAAGGCGGCGCUGCAGGACCGCGCCCGCGACGUGGACCGCUGGAAGCAGUCGUUGGAGACUUGCCUGGCGGAUACGGAGAGCGAGAUAGCUGCGCUGGAGAAGAGCAAAGACGAGACGGAGCAGUGCCUGAACGAGAAGGCAGUGCCACUCGACGUGGUCGUGGAGUGUCUCACCAUGCGAGAGAGUCGUGUUUCCAUUGAUCAAGUCAGAGAUGCUGUUGAAAUACAACUGCAUAAAGAGCUAGAGGUUGUUGAGGGCUGUAAAGCUCUUUUGGGACAGAAGCUGGCUGAAUCCUACAACCAACUAGGAGCAUUGCAGGAGGCUCGUCACCAACUGCAGCUAGACAUCGCCGACAAGUCAGCAGCACAUGGUCUGGAUUCGGAAUGCAUCAAGCUUGACCAUACGUCGGGUAAUAUAGGACUGUGGAGAAACUCGACUCGUGUUGAAAACGGAACGGUCACGCCGAAAACCUGGGACUCGUACUCAAACUACAACACCAUGCGUGCCCAAGCCGAGAUGAAAGCAUCUGUGUCGUUGCGCGAUGCCAUCAGUCACACCAUAGCACAGACAAACAUCGACCUGCAGGUGCAGCACCGUGCGACCAACAGCGCAUAUCGGCGGCGCCUGCACGAGAUGAAGCAGACCCGGGAGGAACUUGUCUGGCAGCAGAAGACAACGGCGGAUGAGCUGGCCAAGGUCGAGGCAGAGGUGAACAGCUUGGCGGACGCCCUCCACGCCAAGAACGCGCCGAUGAUGAUCGCGCAGACGCGCCUGGAGGCGCGCACCCAGCGCCCCGGCGUGGAGCUGUGUCGUGACGGUGCCCAGCAUAACCUGACCGGCGAAGUGGACAACCUGACCGGCACGAUGCGAGCACUGGCUAAGCAACACCGUGCUGCUUCAGAGGCACUGGAACGACUACAACGCACCCUGCAGCGCAUCAACAACGACAUUCGCAUCAAGGAGAACUCAAUGGGUCUCGACCUGCAGUGCAUGCAGACCCGGCAAGGCAAACUGACCGACUGCGACAGCUCCCUUGCCCAGGAGUUCUACGUCCCCCAGCAGCAGCAGUCGGAGGAGCAAGAGCAGCACGAGCAAGGCGGCAGCACACCGCGCAUGGACAGAGGGAUGAGCCACGAUAGUUCCCGUGCCAGCACUGCUCGCUCCAGCGCGACCACACUCAGCCAGAGCACAAUAAAUAGUCCAUGAUCAGAAGACUGGAGGAUAGCGGUCACUGUCAUGGUUGUGCACUGGUGUCAUGGCUACUGGCCUAUUGCUCGAGUACUGGCCAAUAGUCUGGCGUGCAGUUACGGUUCACCAGUAUGAAACACAAUGUACAUGAUUGUGUACUAUGCUCUUCACGCGCAGUCUGUUAAGCACACACACACACCUACAGCAAGCAGUGCAGACAUGAAGGCUACGCGUGGCCUCCUUUCUUGGACAUAAAGUCAUUGCCCCAAUGGCACCGCAACCAAGCAACUAUGAUCGUAUGCUCGUCCGUAACUUGGGCUAUUGAGUGCCGUCUGUUCUUUAUCCUCAUAGUAACUUAGGUAAUAGGUAGUGGUGUAGAGCAGUCCUGCUCUUCCGUAAUAACUUACUGAUUAUUGGCAAUGAUCAGUCUUGACUUCUAGAACAAAAUGAGCUGCGCACACAUUAAUAAAUAUUCUAGGAAUCAGUUUUGGCUUUCCUUAUGUUUUCUUUUUCAAUUUGUCAUAAUACCUGGGUCUGUUUCAACUGAUGAAGUACAUGUAACGUGCUACACAGCGCAUGCUUGUCUACUUCCAAGUACCGUAUUUUCGGAAUUAGUGCCAGUCUUUUAUUAACGCCUGUCUGAAAUAAGGUCCACAUCA